Exaiptasia diaphana is the source of this 1347-nucleotide messenger RNA. RefSeq names its product carnosine N-methyltransferase. The transcript is spliced from 10 exons. Bases 32 to 1144 code for a protein of 370 amino acids. The record is from RefSeq and is a predicted model, not a curated record. NCBI's taxonomy places the organism in Eukaryota, Metazoa, Cnidaria, Anthozoa, Actiniaria, Aiptasiidae. Gene Ontology annotation, molecular function: S-adenosylmethionine-dependent methyltransferase activity.
GGCGGACGAAACCUUCCAUUCCGAUGGUGAGAUGAACAACAUUGGCAGUAACCACGAAACAGACGAAGAAAAACUAGAAAAAUUGCAUUUUAAAAAAGUGGUGGAGGCAUUUUUGUUUUAUAAGGAGUUUUCUUCAAGACGCGUUAAUAAAAUUGAAACCAGUUUCAGUGAAAUCCCAAGUCAUCAUCGUGAGAUGCUCCCUGACUACACUAAACACAUCAAAGAAGUUAGGAGAUGUAUURAUGUUAACCAGGAAUUCCUACGAARUAUUGCUAGUUGUACGGAAGGAAUGUUCGAUAAUAGAGAUACUGGACAAUGUAGUGGUGAAAGUGAAGGUCCACUUCAUUCCCUUCCACCAAUCACUAGCUUUGAUAUGGAUAAAAUCAGUACGACCUUAAAGCAGUUUGUGAGGGACUGGGCUGAAGAGGGAAAAUCUGAAAGAGAUGCAUGCUACACACCAAUCUUACAGCAAAUCAAAGAACUCUUUCCUCCUUCAAAAAUUUGYGCUAAAGAUGUAUCCAUUCUUGUUCCUGGGGCAGGACUUGGRAGAUUGAUGUUUGAAAUUGCAAAAUUAGGUUAUAAGUGUCAAGGAAACGAAUGGAGUUUAUACAUGUUGUUUGCCUCACACUACAUACUAAACAGAUCAUCUGGAAUUCAUGAUUCUGUCAUUCAUCCAUAUAUUGGCCAAUGGUGUAAUGUCAAAGCAUCAGCUGACCAGGUUCGUCCAAUCAGAAUACCUGAUGUGGAUCCACGGGAUAUYGAACCAGGAGUAGAAUUCUCAAUGGCUGCUGGGAAUUUUSUGGAUGUKUAUGUAGAAAAAAAUUACUGGGAUUGCAUUGCUACAUGUUUCUUUAUCGACACAGCACAUAAUGUCAUAGCUUAUAUUGAACAUAUAUGGAACAUACUAAAGCCUGGUGGCUAUUGGAUAAACUUAGGACCAUUACUAUAUCACUUCUCUGGCAUWGCCAAUGAAUUAUCACUAGACCUCAGCUAUGAAGAUAUCAAAAGAAUUAUAACAAAACAUUUUCCCUUUGAAAUUUUGAAAGAAGAAAUCAACUUGUCCUCUGGUUACGUGGAAAAUUGCCGAUCGAUGUUAAAGAUGAACUAUGAAAGUGUUUUCUUUGUUGCAAGAAAACCAAGUUAAUUGUAAAGUUAUGGACUAGAAUUAUUCAAAAUGUGGAUUAAUAUGAAUUAAACAAGAYUGUUUCAUUACUGUAUAUAUGAUACCAAGUGAAAUGAAAUCAGAAUUGACAAGUCACAAUGCUUCCUCCAGUUAUAAUUGGUUAGAAUAUUUUAAUAAUUAUAUACCAAACUGUAUAUAUUAAUAUCCUUUCUUAAGGACUGAUU